GAUACGAGAACCUGCAAAAUAACGUGGUGAUAACAAUUACUGGCCGCUAAAAGAUACUCACAUCAGCCAUUCACAACAAUAUCUUGCUUUUUUAAUCAUUGUAACUGGCUGAGCAGGCCAUUUGUGGUCCAUUAAUGAGCAUCUGACCGGCAACCUGCUACCAUCAUUUGUUUUCUCGAUCCUUUAAAACGAUGAAAAGCUAUCUUCCUCUCGAAUUGUGGAUGUUACUUGCUGAUCAGCGAUUACCAAAGACGACUCUGACUACCUUAUGUCUUACAUCCAAGACACUCAAUGAAAUCUUCAGACCUGCGCUUUACCGGGAGAUUGUUUUACCAGAAUUUACAGAUGGAGAUGAACUUCAGUGGAAUAAUCGACAAUUAGGGGCCAUCUCCCAACUUCCUGUUGAGACCCAUCUCCGUCACACACGUCGAUUAGACCCUGAUUUUGUUGGAGCGGCUAUCCAGGCUUGCCUUUCCAGGUGUUUAGACAACAUGCCAAAUCUCGAAAGCUGUUCCAUUACCACGGUUCCUGGCUUCGCAGCUCAUUUCCAUCUCGAUAACAUCAGGGAUAUCUGUCUCGAUCUAUCGAAGAAUGCAACCCGUUUUCGGAGCCUUUAUCAGCCGCCAGAACUUCCAAAUUUCAGAAACCUGCAUAGCCUAGAUUUGAGGAGCCUGAAGGGUGACAUGGACGUUCUGGGCACGAGCAUUGCCGGCAUUCUUUUUAACGAUGGUAUACCUACUGUUACGGCACUAGGUCUCGAUCUAGAAGACCUCACGGGAAGCGAAACCACAAACAAUUUAUUCUUGGAUAUUUUCGCAGAAUUCGACAUUCUGAGACGAGCGAUUGGAAAGCCAGAUCUACGAUUGAACUUGCGAGAUCUCAUAUUGGGAAAAGGGAUGUACCAUCAGUCCCCUUUCAUGGACCUUCGUACAUUACGACUAUUGAACGACCCAUGUAUUGAAGAAAAUUACUGGGAGCCAUAUGAAACUAUACAACUGGAGUUAUUUGAUGGCAUUACUGCUCUCCAGAGAGUUUCUGUAGAAUUUGUCAGUCAAGAAGUCGUAAAAUUACUUCAUCACUUAAUUACGAUGAAAGAUUCAUGGAAUAAAACGACCCUGCGAGAGCUUCAAGCAACUCUCGACAGUACAAUUCAAUCGCGAGCACCUGGCUCUUCAAGCCUCGGUGAAGUCUUGACUCUGAUUAUGCACUUCAAGUGGCGUCAAUUAUUGAUUUCAGGUGAAGAAAGUUGUAUGAACCAGAUCUACGAGGCUUCUUGGGAUGAGCCUUCAUAUCAGUGGGAGGAGCUGGGAAUUAUGUGGAUUAACUGGGAUCAACAUCGCGAUACACUUCUCCAGCUCUCAAAGCUUCGUAUUCUGAUGUUCUCUUGCGCCACAGUAACUAUUAGUGGUAAGCGCUCACAAGUUACAACGUGUAAAGAGGAUACAUUUAGUCUCGCUAAGAGGAUCUUUACUACGUUCCAAGAACAUGCGAAGAAUCAGAGAAGGGAUUCAAACCUAAGAUAUGUUGGCAUUGAUAAAUGGGUCUUCACUUCUUUGUGGUUACCCUUUUCAGAACUCAAUAAUGGGCGCACUAGAGCUGAGAUCGUGCAGCUGGAUAAGGAAGAAGCCAGAACAUUUGAUUUUAUGCGAAUGAAUGAAGAAUUGGUGAUUGGGAAGUAUAGGUUGGGAAGAAGGUAGUAACAUGGAUAUUAUUGUAUGUGAAGAAGGAAGGCGGUUUUGUCUGAAAUGCUCCAGAUAAAUUA
Messenger RNA from Botrytis porri, 1762 nucleotides. RefSeq lists its product as uncharacterized. Bases 192 to 1697 code for a protein of 501 amino acids. The transcript is spliced from 6 exons. The record is from RefSeq and is a predicted model, not a curated record. Lineage: Eukaryota; Fungi; Ascomycota; Leotiomycetes; Helotiales; Sclerotiniaceae.